Molecule: messenger RNA, 1474 nt
Organism: Macrobrachium nipponense
Lineage: Eukaryota; Metazoa; Arthropoda; Malacostraca; Decapoda; Palaemonidae
Gene: eIF3i
Product: eukaryotic translation initiation factor 3 subunit I-like
Exons: 5
Coding region: 291-1280 (329 amino acids)
Biological process (GO): cytoplasmic translational initiation
Cellular component (GO): eukaryotic translation initiation factor 3 complex, eIF3m; cytoplasm
Molecular function (GO): protein binding; translation initiation factor activity; RNA binding
Source: RefSeq, a predicted model, not a curated record
AUUCGAUUGAUUUAUCGUAAUAUUUCGUCUUAUAAUGAUCUCCUUUUAUAGAUAAAUUCAUUUUGUAAUGAACAUUAAAUCAAACAAUUAACUCUUUAUGAGGGUGAUAACGAAAUAUCGGUUGCAAAACGAUGUGUAACAUCGUUCGUAUUUAAGCACUUGGCUGCCGCUCAACCGUCCUUUAUCGAUUCCCGUUCCCCGCUGGACUACCAUCUGCCAAUGUGACCGACAGGCGGAUUAUAUUUACUAAAUUAUAUUGAAGGGAGACCGCUCUCCUCUCCACCGGCAAAAUGAAACCUAUUAUGUUACAAGGACACGAGCGUUCUAUAACGCAAAUUAAGUUCAACAGAGAAGGAGAUCUGCUCUUUUCUGCUUCUAAGGAUACCAAACCAAAUGUCUGGUAUUCAAUCAAUGGAGAACGCCUUGGUACCUUUGAUGGUCAUACAGGUACUAUUUGGUCUGUAGAUGUGAAGUGGGAUUCAUCAUAUUUUGUUACUGGAUCUGCAGAUCAAACUAUGAGGAUAUGGGAUGUGGAAACUGGUACAUCACUGGCUUGUCUUGAGCAAAAGACUUCUGUCAGAGGAGUUAACUUUUCCUAUUCUGGUACUAUGAUUGCUUAUACCACUGAUAAGAUGAUGGGACACAAUUCGGAAUUAGUGAUUAUUGAUUGCCGAGAGCCAAACGAUGCUGAUGGAACUCCUGUCAUGAAAACGCAGGUGACACCAAACAAUUCAAAAGCAUUGUCAGUGUUAUGGGGUCCUCUAGAUGAGUUUGUGGUGACUGGUCAUGAAGAUGGAUGUGUAAUCAAAUGGGACAUGCGUACUGGUAAAAAGUUGAUAGUUGGGCAAGAACAUACUAAGCAGAUUAAAGACAUGCAACUUAGCCAUGAUGGUAUGAUGCUCAUCACUGCAAGUAAGGAUACUACAGCACGUCUUUGGGACCUCGAUACUCUGGAAGCCUUGAAACUAUACCAGACAGAUCGUCCCGUAAACUCUGCUGCUAUCACCCCUCUUGUUGACAAGUAUCCUCAUGUUGUUGUAGGGGGUGGUCAGGAAGCUAUGGAUGUAACGACGACUUCAUCAAGGAUAGGAAAAUUUGAUGCUCGCUUCUUCCAUUUAGUUUUUGAGGAAGAAUUUGCUCGUGUUAAAGGUCACUUUGGCCCUAUCAAUUCCAUAUCGUUUCAUCCUAAUGGAAGAGGUUAUGCUAGUGGUGGUGAAGAUGGUUAUGUUAGAGUUCAUGUAUUUGAUGAUAGUUAUUACCAAUUUAGAUUUGACUACUAGUUUUUUUUGGACAUUAGUUUUGAACUGGUGUGAUUGAUAGUGAGAUUCUUGUCAAGCAAAAAUUUGAUUUGUUCUAAUUAUAUGGGGGAAGGUUUUUAUAUUAUACAGGUUUUCCAUUGUAACCCUUUCCUAUUCUCAGAUGAUGAAAGCGUCUGUGGUCGUACUCUUUUGGAAUAAAAGUAAUUUCAGGAGAA